ACGAUUAGACCGGCGAUCUGCCACCCAGGAUCUCCCUGGUUCUUGGCUCAGCUGUUGGAGAUUGGAAUUAACUCGACAUGGGCUCACAGCUUUGCCUUGAAUAUGAACCUUAGCUAUUUCUUUGUCAGAAGUGACCCACAACUUUGUAACCUUAUCUGAAACCAACCAAUGAAAUGCACCUCCCAUUAAACCUAAAACUCUGAACACUAUCCGCUUAUUCAUUCUAUGCUGCCAAUACAAUGACUAGAAAAUAUGGCUUUCCAUAUUGAAUCCACACAACCCAAUAACUCCACUAAGCUAUGGCCCAUUCAAUAACCCCAGUACCAGCAGCGGCAAUACCCAUCUCAACAAGCGCUAAGAAUAAGACCCCUUUGCCAUUUUUAGGGUUUCAAAGAAACUGGAGUGCCCAUCAAGGUUCCACUCAAGAUGUACAAGAUAGAACCAUCGACAGAAGGGUUUUCCUAUGGGGCAUAACUGGAACAGUGCUGAGCUUGAAUGCAGGUGUUCAAAGUGCAAGCGCAGCCAAGAGGCCUCCACCGCCUCCACCACAGGAGAAGAAGGAUCCUAAUGUGAGUGGUGUUCAGGCAAAGGUUCUUGCUAGCAUAAAGAGGAAAGAAGCCAUGAAAGAAGCAAUGGCCAAAUUAAGAGGGAAAGGAAAAUCCAUUAACCUGCAACCCUCGGAAUAAGCUAGACAAGAACUAUAUAUAUAGACUGAGUUCUUGUAUUCCCACUACAUUGUGGUUUAUUUGAUCCUUCUAUGAGGAGGGAACUGUUUGUGAAGACCUUAAAACAGAAUUGUCAAGGCUCUUCAUUUUAUUUUCCUUUAUUUGGAUUUUGGCAUUUUCACUCACUGUAAGGUAAUGUUGGGAGUAACUUAUAAAUCAAGUUACAAGAAGCUACGAGAAAUAAGGAGAACAUGUUACAAUCUCAA
Nelumbo nucifera (sacred lotus) is the source of this 931-nucleotide messenger RNA. RefSeq lists its product as uncharacterized. The record is from RefSeq and is a predicted model, not a curated record. Lineage: Eukaryota; Viridiplantae; Streptophyta; Magnoliopsida; Proteales; Nelumbonaceae.